AUGGGCAGCGUGCGAACCAACCGCUACAGCAUAGUUUCCUCAGAAGAGGACGGAAUGAAGCUGGCAACCAUGGCAGUUGCCAAUGGCUUUGGAAAUGGGAAGAGCAAGGUACACACCAGGCAGCAGUGCAGGAGCCGUUUUGUCAAAAAAGAUGGCCACUGCAAUGUUCAGUUCAUCAACGUGGGUGAAAAAGGCCAGCGUUACCUAGCAGACAUCUUUACCACCUGCGUGGACAUCCGCUGGAGGUGGAUGUUGCUCAUCUUCUGUCUGGCGUUCAUCCUCUCGUGGCUUUUCUUUGGUUGUAUGUUUUGGUUAAUUGCCUUACUGCACGGGGACCUAGAUGUAACGGAAAAACCUUGCAUCUCUGAAGUGCGCAGCUUCACUGCAGCCUUCCUCUUCUCCAUUGAAACACAGACAACAAUUGGCUAUGGCUUUAGGUGUGUCACAGAUGAGUGCCCCAUUGCUGUCUUCAUGGUGGUUUUCCAGUCCAUAGUUGGCUGCAUCAUUGAUGCCUUCAUCAUUGGUGCUGUCAUGGCUAAGAUGGCUAAACCGAAAAAGAGAAAUGAAACUCUCAUCUUCAGUCAUAAUGCUGUGAUAGCCAUGAGGGAUGGAAAGCUGUGCUUGAUGUGGCGGGUUGGGAAUCUGCGCAAAAGCCAUUUGGUGGAAGCGCAUGUGAGAGCCCAACUUCUCAAGUCUCGGAUCACCACUGAAGGCGAAUACAUUCCUCUAGAUCAAAUAGAUAUCAACGUUGGGUUUGACAGUGGGAUAGACCGUAUAUUCUUGGUCUCGCCCAUUACAAUUGUCCAUGAAAUAGAUGAAGAGAGCCCUUUGUAUGACUUGAGUAAGCAAGACAUGGACAAUGCAGACUUUGAAAUUGUAGUAAUAUUGGAAGGCAUGGUGGAAGCCACUGCCAUGACCACACAGUGCCGUAGCUCCUAUCUGGCAAAUGAAAUUCUCUGGGGCCACCGUUACGAGCCUGUACUAUUUGAAGAAAAGAACUACUACAAAGUGGAUUAUUCUAGGUUCCACAAAACAUAUGAAGUGCCGAACACACCCCUUUGCAGUGCCAGAGACUUAGCAGAGAAGAAAUACAUCCUUUCUAAUGCAAAUUCAUUUUGCUACGAGAAUGAAGUGGCCCUCACGGGCAAAGAGGAAGAUGACAGUGACAAUGGGGUGCCAGAGAGCACUAGCACAGAUACACAUCCAGACAUGGACCAUCACAGCCAAGCAGGUGUGCCCUUAGAGCCGAGACCUUUACGGCGAGAAUCUGAAAUAUGACUAAAAUGCAUGACUGCCACCGUGGUUAAAAUAUAUCUGUCGGUCAUGGGCAUGCUGUAUCAAGAAGUGGCUGCAAACAGUCUUUCAAACAAUGGUACUGUUGGACAGAGACAGGCAUACAGCCCUUAAGGGGUCAACCUAAGCUGGUUUUUAAGUGCUGUCUUCACAGGAGGUACAGCAAAAGUGUGAACUUGGAACAUGAAGCACUAUGUCUACGCAUGACUAGAAGGCACA
This is a messenger RNA of Varanus komodoensis (Komodo dragon), 1512 nucleotides long. It is a transcript of the gene KCNJ2, whose product is annotated as potassium inwardly rectifying channel subfamily J member 2. Gene Ontology annotation, biological process: potassium ion import across plasma membrane; regulation of monoatomic ion transmembrane transport. Gene Ontology annotation, molecular function: inward rectifier potassium channel activity. Gene Ontology annotation, cellular component: plasma membrane. The record is from RefSeq and is a predicted model, not a curated record. Lineage: Eukaryota; Metazoa; Chordata; Lepidosauria; Squamata; Varanidae. Bases 1 to 1278 code for a protein of 425 amino acids. The transcript has a single exon.